AUGAUCGAUGAUGGCACAAGGUCUGCUCCCGCAGCCGUCGUUCAUCAACUCCAUCUCAAAGGGCUGUCAGAGAAGACCAUCUCCACCGAUGUUGGCUGUUCGUUGCCCGAUGGAUUCUAUCAUUUGCCAGCCAUCUAUCACCUAGAACGACGAGCCAUCUUCUCGAAGCGAUGGAUCCUGGUCUCGCACAAGGCUCGAUACUGCAAUGUCGGGGACUACGUGCAGUAUGACAUGGCAGGCUUCAACUUUGUCGUUGUCAAGAACAAGGAAGGGGACAUUGUGGGAUUCCAUAAUAUCUGCAGGCACCGCGCUUUCCCAAUAGUGCACGAGACCAGUGGAACUGCGAGGAUCUUUUCUUGUAAAUACCAUGGAUGGACGUACGGGCUGAACGGCACAUUAACCAAAGCUCCUCGUUUCACUCCCGAGUCGGUCCCGGCCUUCGACGCUUCGGACAUUCGUCUCUUCCCCAUCCACACGCACGUUGACAGGAACGGGUUUGUCUACGUCAACUUGGAUGCGCGCCCGGAGCCAGAGAUCUCGUGGGUAGAACAGUUUGGGGAUCUUGAUCGCCAGGCCGUUCUCCAGAACUCCGGCGUGGAUUGGGACGCGAUCGAAUAUGAUUUCACGUGGGUCAAAGAAGGAAAGUUCAACUGGAAGAUCAUGCAAGACAAUUACAAUGAGUGCUACCAUUGUCUCACAGCACAUCCAGAUGUUGCCAGAACGACCGCUCUUGAUACAUAUUACGUCUCACCCGGUACGCCGCACCACUACAUCUCGCAUUUCAGCGAACCCAAGGCCUCCAUCCUCGCCACAUCGGCCUUUGAUACGACCCGUUUUGCUGGCAGGUCAGCCACUCAUGUCUGGCCGGGCGGUCACUUCAGCCCGAACCCAGGGACGGGAUUCAUGCACCUGAUGCGUAGCCUGCCGACCUCGCCCACCACGACGCGGCAGGAAUACGACGUAUACAAGCUGAACACGCCGCACGCGACGCCCGAGGCACAUCAGCGAAUGAUCAAUUUCUACCAGAAAGUCGUGGACGAGGACUUUGGCCUCUGCGAACGUGUGCAAACGAACCUCGAACGCGGCAUCUUCCAAGCCGGUCCGUUACACCCUUUCCACGAAGAAGGCGUGCAGGCGUUCCAAGCCAUGGUGCUCAAGGUGCUGAGACAGCAGAUUAAGCUGGAGGAGGCCGCUGGCAGGGAGAUUUGGGCCGCUAGGCCGCCGGCACAGAGAGUUGGGAAGAAAGAGAUUAAUUCUGCUGAUGUUGCGAACGGCGAUGGUGAAUUGGAUGGGAAGAGCAUCUGUGCGAAGAUGCUGGAUUGCGACCAGACGAGGCUGGAAGGCCUGGAAUGGUAG
Cladophialophora bantiana CBS 173.52 is the source of this 1356-nucleotide messenger RNA. RefSeq lists its product as uncharacterized. The coding region runs from base 1 to 1356 and encodes 451 amino acids. The transcript has 3 exons. Lineage: Eukaryota; Fungi; Ascomycota; Eurotiomycetes; Chaetothyriales; Herpotrichiellaceae. Gene Ontology annotation, molecular function: iron ion binding; 2 iron, 2 sulfur cluster binding. The record is from RefSeq and is a predicted model, not a curated record.